Paramecium sonneborni is the source of this 9072-nucleotide messenger RNA. The record is from the annotation of a GenBank genome assembly. Lineage: Eukaryota; Ciliophora; Oligohymenophorea; Peniculida; Parameciidae.
AUGAAAAACGCAUAUAUAACAAUAGUCAUUGUGAGUUUGAUCACUUUUGCAAGUUCAAGUAAAUGCUAUAAAAUAUUUAGAGCUAACACUCCAACAAGCAGUCAGUUUGAAUAUGCAAAAUUUGAGAUGUCUAGACCUAGAUGACAUAAACAUAAUGAUCUCUGAUACAAUUUAGUGGAAAGAAGCUAUUGAAUUAAAUAGUUAAUUGGGAGAUGAUUUAAAUGGAUUGUUAGAGGUGGAGAAAAUUGUUAAAAAUUCAAAACAAUAGUUAUUGCAUUAAUAAUCAUUAAUGGAAAUUGAAAUGCCUGUUAAAUAAGAUUUCUAAGCUAAAUUUGAGAUAGAUCUUGUAAAGAUAAUGUAGUUAAUGUAAUAAAUGAAUCAAAAGCAAUCUAAAUAAGAGAAAUUAGAUCUCUUAACUGAAAUUGAUGUUUGCAUUUAAGCAACAAAAUAAAAAAUGUAAUCAAUAUUAUCUCAGUCAUCAAAAGCUACUAAUUAUGAUGUAGAGUAACUAAUCUCUAAUUUAAAAUAAUUAUUGUAUAUAAAGCAAUAAUGUUAAAAUAAAUAGCAAGAAAGCUAAAAAAAAAUUGAAAGAAAUAAUAAGCAUUAUUAACCAUAAAGUUAUGAUGAAUAUGAUUUAAAUGAUUAUGAUGAUCCUAUUUAAUAAGUUUUAUAUGAUAGUAGUGAUUAUGACUAUGAUUAUAGUAAUUAUUAUGAUUAUGAUGAUGAUUAUGAUUAUAGUAGAUUACAAAAGAGUAAAUAUAAGAAAUAAGUUAAUUAAAGAACUAGAAAGAAUUCCAAAUAAUUUAGAUAACCUAAAUAACCUAAAAUAAAAAGAUAACUUAAAAAGAAAAGAGAUUAAGAAUUUGAUCAACCUUAAAUUUAAAAAUAAUAAUCAUAUAAUGAUGAUGAUGUAUAAGAAUAGUAGGAUUAAGAUUAUUCAAAAUCAGAUUAACAAUAUUAAGAUUCACCUUAUUAAAUUAAUGAAGUAGAAGAAGAUGAUAAUAAUUAUAUUUAGGACGAGGAUUAAAUUUAAGACUCUAAUGAUUAUUAUGUUGUAACUGAUUCAAAACCUUAUGAUGCUCUUGAUCCUGACAAUUAGUAUAAUAUUAUAUAAGAUUCACAUAUUGUGGUGAAUGAUUAAGAAAUUUAAAAUUAGAAUAAAAAUAAUGAUUAAGAUUUAGUAAAUAAGGAGAAGGAUAAUAAUUUAGAUAAUAAUGAUUAAAUUUAAAAUGAGAAUAACUAUCAAGAUACUGAUAUGUAAGAUGAUUAAGAAUUUUAAGAUUUUUAGGAUAUUUUAGAGGAUGUUUUGGAAGAAUAAGCCUAUGUAUAAUAACAUGAUUAAGAUUAAUAUGAAGAGGAAACUAUUUAACCAGUCUAGAAUUAAAAAUAAUAAAGGUUUAUUAAUUUAAAUAAUGAUGAAUAUGAUUAUUAAUAGGAUGAUGAUUAUUAAGUUUAACAGGAAAAUCUAUCGAAAAAUGUAGAAACAAAUGAUGAAGAAGAUAAUAUCAUUUAUGAAUAAGAUAAUAUCGAUAAUUAAAAACAAGAAGAUGAUUAAAUUAAUUAAGUUAUAACAGAUGAAGUUAGGUUAGAUGAUGUUGAAUAAUAAGAAAAUUAAGAAAUAAAAAAUGGUAUAGAAGUUGAAUAAUAAUAAUCUUAAAAUUAGAGUGAUGAAGAAGUCUAAGAUUUAUAAAGUGAUUAAUCAAAUGAAAUAAACAAUAUACAAGAGGUAUAACCUAAAUCUAAAACGUAAUCUAUUCCUAUGUAAAAUGGAGAUAUUGAAAAUGAUGAAGAUUUUAAAGCAAUACCAGACUCAUUAAAACAGUCUACUUAAAUUCAGGCAUAAGCAGAAGAAUUUAAUUUAACUGAAUAAAUAUUAAUACCAGAAUAGUAAUAAUCAUAAUAAUAGAAAUAAUAAUUACCAGAAUAAUAAACAACUUAAUAAUAGUCUAUUAAUAAUUAGUAGUAACAAUAAAAUACUCAGUAAAAUUCUCAAUAAAAUAUUUCAUAACAGUAAAGUUAAUCAAUUAACAAUUAAUAACCUUAGACUAUAUAGUAAUCAAAUUCAGAUUCAAAUAAUUAAUAAACUUAAUAAUAAGAAAUAUAAUAAGUUAAUUAAUAGAUUUAAUCAUAAAUUUAACAAGUUAAUUCUUAAUAGAAUCCCUAAUAAAAGAACUAAAAUUAAUAAGAAGAAUUAUAAGAAGUAUAAUAAAAAACUUCUGAUUAAAAUUAAAAUUAAACUUAAUCAAAAUCAUCAUUAUAAGAAUAAAUUGAAUAGCAAUAAUAAUAAUAAUAACAAGAGUAAUAACAAUAAUAACAAGAAUAAUAAUAAUAACAACAAGAGUAAUAAUAAUAAUAACAACAAGAGUAAUAAUAAUAAUAACAACAAGAGUAAUAAUAAUAAUAACCUAUACCUUUAUAGUAAUAAUAAAAUGAAUAAAAAAAUCCAUAACAAUCAUCAGAAUAACAAAUAAUUGUACUUGAUAGAAAUAAUGAAAGUGAAAAUAAAAAGUAAGAUUAAACAUAAUAAUAACAACAACCUCCUAUAGGUAUAGACAUAAAUUAACUUGAUGGUCAAAAAGAGGUAGAAUAAAAGUCAUUAUUACCAACUGAAUUAAUAAGAGAUAACUAAGCUUAAGUGCCAACAAAAGGAGUUGAUGAGAAUCCUGAUUAAUUAAUAGAUCCAGUAAAAUUUAUUCCAUUUAAACAUAAACCACUACAAAGCACUGCAAAUAUUUUAGUGAGAUAAUCGAAAUUUUAUGAUUCAACGGUAGAAGGGAAAGCAUCUUAUGAGAUUGAAUUUUCGAAUAGGGAAUUAUAAGAUUCUGAAGAAUAUGGAUAUGGAUAUUGGUUGAAGUAUUAAAGUAGUCUUGAAUAUAAGAUGUAGAAAAACUAAUAUAAUUUUUUGUCUAGAUUAACAUCUUUAAAAGACUUUUAGGAUUUUUAGAAUUAUGGAGAUAGAACAUUAGCAAAUUUUAUAGUAUGGUAAAGGUAGAGAAUUUUAGAGAGUUGAGAUUGCAUGUACUCAUGCACCUCCAUUUUAUAUGUCAAUGAUAGUUGGAGGGAAACAUUUACAUUAUCCAGGAUUAUAAGGCUAAUUUGCUAAUAUAUUUUAUGAUAUAGAAGCACCUGCAUUAAUUGAUAAUGAAUAAGAAUUGUUCAAUUUAGUAGAGACAAUGUCAUUUAUGCCAUAAGGAUUAAAGACAUAUCAUGAAGAAAUGAUAGUUGGGCCACCAGUAGAUAUGGAUGGAAAUACUAAUUGUAAUUAUGAAAAAGGAUUUAAGGAUUCAUUUAUAUAUGAACAUUAUGCAAUAGCAGGUUGGUUUAGAUGGGUUGAUAAUUUAGAUGUGAGAGAAUUGAAUUCAUUUUAAAUUAUGAAUUUAAGAUCUAAUAAAUAAAGAAUUAAAGAUAAAAGACAAUUAGGAGAUAGAGCACUUGAAAUACAUUUUAUUAGAGGAUUAUCAAAUGUAGGAUUAAAUUUUCAUACUUAUUCUGUAUCUGGAAAUGAAGGUAAAGGAAAUGAAAUCAUUGUAAAAUCAGUACCAUAUUCAACAAAUGUUUGGACAUAUGUUUAUUUUGGAUUUAAUUAAGAAGAAAAAAAAGCAUAGGGCUUAAUGAUUACAGUAGGAGUAAAUGAAGAAGUAUUUUUUGAAGGACUUGAACAUAAAAAUACUAAUUCAUUAUAUUUCACCUUAGGAGGAGAUUAGACUGUAGCUUCAUUUAAUGGUAAAGUAUCUUAAGUUGGAGUUUAUUUGGGACCUGAAAGUUAUACAAAAUCUAAAAAAUUAGAUUAUAAUUUUGGAUAUGGAGAAGGAGCUGUUAGAUUAUUUUAAUUAGUUAAACCAUUAAUUUUUAGAGGUUAAUAAGAUUAAUAUGAGAUAUCAUAUGAGUAGAAAGAUUCUUUAAUCAAUUAGAUCCUAAUUUAAGAUGAUAGUAGUAUUAAAAUUAAUGGAUUAAGUGAAUAUUCUAUAGGAUUAUGGACAUGUUGGUUAAGUAGUCUCCCUAAAUUUAUUGCAACUAGAAGUGAACUUCAUUAAAUUGCUAGAAUGGGAACACUAAGUAAGUUAAUAGAAUUAAAAAAUAAUAAGUUAAUCUAAAGUGUUAAUGGAUAAGUUAAUAAUGAUAUUAAAGACACAACACUUCAAAUCAGAUUGGCUAAAUAAGAAUAUGAAUUUUCCACUUAUAAUUUAAUUUCUAAUGAUAUUAAAAAAGCUAUGAUACCUUUAGAUUCACAAUUGGAAGGAUCUUGGAAUUAUUUAUCCUUUUCUUAUAAAAGAAUGAACAAUAACAUUGGUUUAGCUAAAGGAUAUGUUUAAUUUGGUAUUGGAGGAUAAGUUAAAGAAUGUUCUAUUGAAGUCUUACAUGAUUACAUUUUAGAAUAUGUUGAAUUAAAUCUUGGAAAAUCAAAUAUUCCUCAAUUCAAUGGUAAAUUAGCUAAUGUUUAGAUGAGAUUAGGAAAUGGAGCAUUCCUUGUUGAUCUUGCAUAAUAUUAAUCAUUUUAAUAAUUAGAAAAACCACUAUAAGGAAUUACAUCAGCUGUUCGUAAAAGUAUUUAAUUACUUGGUCAAGAAACAGAUAUGAUUAAAGUUUAAGAAAAUUAAAAUGUAUUUGAGUAUUCACAAUAUUCUGGAGUAAAUGAAUAUGCUUUAUCUGGAUGGGUAAAAUGGGGAGGAGAUUAAAAAUAAGGAGGAUUGUAUAGUGUAUUAAUGAUGGUUUAGAAGAAGUAAUAAGAUAUCAAACAAGGACAGAGUGAUAGUCAAUUGUAUAUAUAAAGAACAGAUAAAGAUUUUAUUUUUGGAACUUAUAAUUGUAAUGGAGAAGAUUGUUCAUAAUCUUAGGAGAAGAAUAUCGAAUUUAAUGAGUAUUAUAAUUAAUGGACAUUUAUUUAUAUAGGUUAUACUUAGAAAUAGAAAAAGUUAUUUGGACUAUGCAAAUUCACUUUUAAUUAAUAAUAGUAGACAUUUUAGGAGAUAAAUAGAAUAUUAUUGUCAACAUUUACUGUAUUUUUAGGGAAGAGGUAUUAAUUAGCAAAUCAAUGGUUGGGUUAGAUGAAAUAAUGGGUAUUGAAUGUAGGAGAUGGUUCAUAUUUAGAAAGUGGAUAUGAAUAAAGUGAAACAGUAGAAUUAAAUUUUGGAUUUAAUAGUGGAACAGAUCAUUUGAAAUUAUAGACAACGAAUUAAGAAAUAGAUCAUAGUGAUAAAAUAAUAGAUUCAUAAGCAGAUAAAUAAAAUAUUCCAUGGAUGAUUGAAUUAAAUGAAUAAUCAGAUGUUAAAAUAGAAGGAGUAAGUUCAUAUGGUUAUGGAAUGUGGAUAAGAUUUAGAUAUUAUGGCUCUAGUAUUUUAUAUAGUUAACCUAAAUGGAUGGGAUUGAGUAGAUUAACAACAAAUAGAGAAUAUCGAGAUGCAGAUGCAGUUGGUGAUAGAGUUUUGAUGAUUCUAUUUGGUAAAGGAGAAGAUGAAAAAUCAUAAGGUAUUUUUUAAUUUUCAACUUAUACUAUUGGAUAACCAAACAUUUUUAGUAAUCUCUAAUAUCAAAUGGAAUUUGAAUCUGAAUGGCUUUACAUCUAUUACAGUUAUAAGCGUAUCUCUCAAACUUAAGGAGUAGCUAUUGGAUAUACAGGAAGAAUGGAUGUUGUAGAUGAACUUAAAAUAGAUGCAUUACAUAAUCCAAUUAGUAAUUAUAUUCAACUUACAAUUGGUCAUAGUGGUAAAUACUAUCCAAACUUUAAUGGAUAGUUGACUGGAAUUAAAUUUAGAUUAGGUAUGGGUGCAUAUAUUGAUAAUAAAAGCGAUAUUUUAUAAAGAAUGAAGAACACAGAUUUAAUGCCUUCUCUACCGUACGAUGUUUCUCAUAAAUAUACAAUUAUUGAUGGAAAAAUUGAUAAUUAUAAAGUUAUUCCAAAUAAUCCUUAAAUGAUUGAUUUCCCAGCUAAUGAAUAUUCCUUGGCUUUAUGGUAUAAAUAAUUCCAAAAUAUUAAUGACAAUAAAGAAACUAUUGUUAGAGUUACUCAAAAUCCUAUUGGUAAAGUAUCUGAUUCCUCUUGGAUUGGUGACAGAACUCUUGCCUUCUUCAAAAUUAAUAAGGAUAAUAUGGAAUUCUCUACAUACACUCUAUUAAAAGGUAUGAACUUUGGAAUCCCAUAUAAUUGUUAAAUACCAGAAUUAAGUUAACACCAUUGGUCAUUCAUUUAUAUGGGAUAUAGCAAAACUAAAUCUAAGUUUUAUUAUUAUCUCUCUGUUGAUGAAUACUUAUGUAAAAGUGAAGAAAUUAUAUUACAUGCUAUUAGUGAUAGACUCUGGAUCUAUGUUGGUAGUGAUAAUAUUUAACAAAGAUUUGAAGGUAAUCUAGCUUAAAUUGCACUCACUAUUGGUCCAGGAUCUUAUACUAAUACUAAAAUACCAUUUUUAGCUGAAUAUCUUGUUGCUGAUAAACUAUUCCCUAAAUAAAAAAAAAUUACUUGGGAAAAAAAUGAAUAAGUUAGCUUAACAUCAGAUGGUGAUGAAACUAUUAGUUCUCUCAAAAUUGAGUUAUUUAAUGGAUUUUAAUAUCCAUUUGAUUAAAUGACAGAAUAUGCGUAUGGUAUGUGGACUCGAUAUCUCACUACUAUUCCAACAAGAUAACUUUAAAAGCCAGCUUUAAUGUAAUUAGCAAGAUUGUCAAUCAAUAAAUAAACAAGAGAGGGUGUAAUACAAACAGGAGAUCGUGUUCUGGCUACUCAUAUAGUUUUUAAUUAUUAUUAAUUGUCUACUUAUGAUUUGAAUAGUGAAAGUGGAAUAUAACAAAAGUUUAUGAAAUACAAUCAAUUAGAAGGAGUUUGGAGAUAUAUUUAUAUGGGUUACAGUAAGGAAAUAGAGACUGUUUCAUGUUAUACUUUUGAUGUAGCAAUAGCAGAAAUGAAAAUAGAUAAGAUUUUACAUAAACCAUUAACUGAUUAUUUAUUAUUUAGAAUAGGAAAGGAAGAUUCAAUUGUAGGUUUUUAAGGAAGCAUAACAAAAAUAAUGGUAUCAUUAGGUCCAGGUUCAUAUAUUAGACAAUAGGAUUAAUUCAAAUCAUAAAUAGAAACAACAUUUUCAUUGCCAUUUUAAUUGACAUAAGAAUACACAGAUAAAGAAAAGCAUGGUAAAUUUGAGAUAAUAGAAGAUGUUAAUUAGAUUGAUAUAACAAAUGGUAUUUAAUUUGAAGGGAAUAAAUGGAGUGGUGUUAGUGAAUAUGCAUUUAGUGGAUGGAUUAAAUCAACAGGAACUGGUGUUACUGAUUGUUAAUUAUUAUUAAGAUUGACAAAUAAUAAUGUUGAAAUUUUGAAUGAUAGAAAAUCAUAGGGAGAUAGAACUUUGCAUGUAACAAUAUGUAAUACAUAAUUAAUAAAGUAUUCAACUUACACACUUGUAGAUUUAAAAGAUGCAAAUGAACCUAAAUUUUUGGAUGGUUAAUUAGAGUUGAAUGAUUAUAAUAAUGCUUGGAAUUAUAUAUAUAUGGGUUACAAUUAGAGAACUAGUGAGGUUCAUUGUAUAUUACAUACAUUAGUUGAAGAUAAACCAAUAAUAUGGGAAUAAGUGUAACAUUAUGUACCAAAUUACUUAGGGUUGUAUAUAGGAUAAGAUAAGUUUACGAAUAAAUUUAUAGGUUAGAUGAAUAAAUGGACAGCAGCAUAUGGUUUAGGUGGAUUUGUUAGUGUUAAUAAAAAUGGUUAUUAAUAAUUGCUUCCUUAUUAUGGUUUAGUUUAGGCUAAUAAAUAAUUUUAAUGGAGUUCAAAUAAGGAUAGUGUUAUAUAGACUCCAGAGUUGAUAGUAUAAGAAUUUAGGGAUGAAAUAGAUUCAAUAACUGAAUAUGCAGUAGGUAUAUGGACAAGAUGGUUAACAGAUUUUCCAGAUCAUUUAGUAGAGAGAAAGGAUUCACAUUCUAUAUUUAGAUUGACAGCUAAAAGAGAACAUUAAGACAAAUCAUAAAUUUAGGAUAGAGUGUUAAGUGCAUUUUUAUAAAAGGGAUCAUAUGAUUUUAGUAGUUAUGAUAUUACAACAAAUAAUUUUGGAGCCAAUAGUUUGGUUGCCUACGAUUAGAUUGAAGGAUCAUGGAAUUUCAUAUAUAUGGGAUAUAAAGAUGGAUAAACAGUAGGUAUAAUAAUUAUAAGAGAUACAGCAAAGGCAUUAAAAGUAGAAUUCGCAACAAAACAUAUACCAUUAGUAGGAUAUGCUAAAUUAUUGAUAGGUGUUUCUGAAUUUGGACAUGGUUAAUUUCAUGGUUGGCUUUAUGAUCCUCGUUUAUAUUUAGGAUAAGGAAGUUUUAUUAAUGAAAGUUAGAAAGUAGUAGAUUUACUAUAGAAAAUUCAUCGUAAACUUCCAUUACCUGUUGUUGAUUUAGCUGAUUUUAAAUGGACAAUACCAUAAAUGGAUACAACUGAAAAUAUUAAGACUGAUUUUAUAGAUUAUAAAUUUAUGGAUAAAUAAGAAUCUGUUGAAUAUUCAUAUGGAAUGUGGAUUUAAUAAUCUCCAUUAUUACCAGGCAUGGCAACUAUUCCUAGAUUGAUAGCAAGAUUAACAACUAAUCAUCCAUAAUUUAUGAAAGAUUAAUAAUUAGGGGAUAGAACAUUGCUUAUUAGUAUAUUAAAUGAUAAAUUAAGUUAUGAUACAUAUAAAUUACUUGAUACUCCAUUAUUUGAAUUAAAAGUAGAAGAAAUAUAAAUUGAAUAAUUGUAAUGGACUUACGUAUUUUUUUAAUACAAAAAAGGAAAUGCUUUAGCUUAUGCUUUAUAAGUUAAAUAAGCUUAAUAAUAAAAAAUAGAUGCUCUUCAUGUAAUUCCUAAUGUGUUUUAUUUCUAUAUUAUAAAAGAUUAGAAUUUCGCAGAAUUUUAUGUAUAAUCAUUAUUGAUUAUUAUAGGGUAAAGUCAGCGAUGUGAAAGCUUACUUUGGUUCAAGCAGUUAUUUCGAUGAUCCAUAAGUUACUAUAGAGAAAUGGCCAUUUGAUAAAAAAUAUUUAUAACCAGUCUCUGAACCACCUAUUAAUAAUCAACAAAUUACAUCAGCUAAAAUAUCUAGAAAUAUGGAUAUCAAAAAUGAAAAAUACAUUGGAGAUUAUUGA